ACAUUUCACAUCUCGUGCUGUAUAAAGAAUCUGCUUCUCUCGCUCUCUCUCUCGCGGUUUGUGUCUCCGGAGAUAGUCCGUUCUUCUUCUUGUAUCAAUCGAUCGAAGCUCGAUGGCCGGGCUGGUUCAGGUGACGAUGGAGGUCGGAAGCGACGGCGUCGCCGUCAUCACCAUCUGUAAUCCCCCUGUCAAUGCUUUGGCCAUCCCGAUUAUUGCAGGCUUGCAGAAGAAAUUCAGCGAGGCGAUGAGGAGGAGCGAUGUUAAAGCUGUUGUUGUGACCGGAAAAGGCGGGAAAUUUUGUGCUGGUUUUGACAUCAAUGUUUUUCAAAGCAUCCAUAAGACCGGGGAUAUUUCUGUUCUACCAGAUGUAUCUGUUGAUCUUGUCGUGAACACAAUUGAAGAUGCCAAGAAGCCUGUGGUUGCUGCUGUAGAAGGACUUGCACUUGGGGGUGGCCUAGAGUUAGCAAUGGGAUGCCAUGCACGUAUUGCUGCACCGAGAACUCAACUCGGCUUGCCAGAGUUGAGCCUUGGUGUUAUUCCUGGGUUUGGAGGAACGCAGCGUCUUCCAAGGCUUGUUGGUUUGUCGAAAGCAGUUGAAAUGAUGCUGUUAUCUAAACCUAUCAUGUCUGAAGAAGGAAAGAAGCUAGGUCUUAUUGAUGCUUUGGUGUCUUCUGAUGAGUUGUUGAGUGUUUCUCGGCUGUGGGCUCUAGAGAUUGCAGAUAGACAGAAACCUUGGAUUCGUUCCCUUCACAGGACAGACAAGCUUGGUUCCUUGUCUGAAGCAUGCGAGAUAUUGAAAGUAUCAAGACAGCAGGCCAAACGAACUGCUCCAAAUAUGCCUCAGCAUCUGGCAUGCCUAAAUGUGAUAGAGGAAGGCAUUGUUCGUGGAGGGUAUAAUGGGGUUUUGGAGGAGGCCAGAGUUUUUAAAGAGCUAGUCUUGGGUGACACUUCAAAGGGUCUCGUUCAUGUUUUUUUUGCCCAACGUGCAACAUCUAAGGUACCUAAUGUUUCUGAUAUUGGGCUCAAACCAAGGCCUAUAAAGAAAGUUGCUGUAAUUGGUGGUGGUUUAAUGGGCUCUGGUAUUGCCACAGCUCUAAUCCUGGGCAACAUAUAUGUUGUGCUGAAGGAGGUUAAUUCCGAAUAUCUUCUGAGAGGAAUAAGAAUGAUAGAAGCAAAUGUUCGGGGCUUAGUAGCAAGAAAGAAGUUGGCACAGGAUAAAGCAGAUAAAGCCCUUUCAAUGCUAAAAGGUGUAUUGGACUAUACAGAAUUUGGAGAUGUGGAUAUGGUUAUAGAGGCUGUCAUCGAAAAAGUUCCCCUGAAGCAAGCAAUUUUCUGUGAAAUUGAGAAGGCUUGCCCCCCACAUUGCAUUUUGGCCACAAAUACAUCUACUAUUGACCUCAAUAUAGUAGGAGGAAGGACCACCUCCCAAGAUCGCAUUGUUGGAGCACAUUUCUUCAGUCCUGCUCAUGUGAUGCCUCUCCUGGAGAUUGUGAGGACAGAGAAGACCUCUGCCCAAGUAAUUCUUGACCUCAUGACGGUUGGCAAAAUCAUAAAGAAAGUCCCUGUUGUGGUGGGAAAUUGUACGGGCUUUGCUGUCAACCGGACCUUCUUCCCUUAUACACAUGGUGCACAUAUGCUGGUCAACCUAGGCGUGGAUGUUUUCAGAAUUGACAGGCUCAUCAGCAGUUUUGGGUUGCCUAUGGGCCCAUUCCAGCUUCAGGACUUAGCUGGAUAUGGUGUGGCCCUUGCUGUUGGUAAAGAAUUUGCUAGUGCAUUUCCUGAUCGUACAUUCAAGUCUCCUUUAGUUGAGCUUCUAGUGAAAAAUGGACGAAAUGGUAAAAACAAUGGAAAGGGAUACUACAUUUAUGAAAAGGGAAGCAAGCCAAAACCAGAUCCGUCGGUGCUUCCAAUUAUUGAGGAGUGUAGAAGGAUUACCAAUAUUUUGCCUGGUGGAAAGCCUAUAUCUGUUACUGACCAAGAAGUCGUGGAGAUGGUACUCUUUCCAGUUGUGAACGAGGCCUGUCGUGUCCUGGAUGAUGAAGUAGUAGUUCGAGCAUCAGACCUUGACAUUGCAUCUGUUCUUGGAAUGAGUUUCCCUUCCUACCGAGGUGGUAUUGUGUUUUGGGCUGAUACAGUCGGGGCUAAACAUAUAUAUACAAGUCUCAAAAAGUGGUCCCAACUAUAUGGCAACUUCUACAGACCUUCAAGGUAUUUGGAAGAAAGAGCAACAAAAGGCAUUCCUCUGAGCGCGCCUGCUUCGCCGGCUGCAGCUUCAAGGUCGCGGCUUUAGGCUGUAGUAAUCCUGCGUUGGUUUUGGGUGAAAAUAAAGCUUGUCCCCAUUUUGAUAGUUGGAAUUCGAUUAACUUACAGAUGCAAUUUGUGUAAGGUAAAGGUAACUUUUUCAAGUCCAGGUUGUUUUUGAGUUCAAUGCAGGGUAGUAGAUGAGAAUGGUUAUUGACUUUAUGGAAUACAAACAGAUAGUACAUUUCUCGUAUCUGUGAAAAUCUUCAGUGUUAUGUUCACAAAUUCAA
This is a messenger RNA of Diospyros lotus (date-plum), 2531 nucleotides long. Its product is annotated as peroxisomal fatty acid beta-oxidation multifunctional protein AIM1. Bases 113 to 2290 code for a protein of 725 amino acids. Gene Ontology annotation, molecular function: (3S)-3-hydroxyacyl-CoA dehydrogenase (NAD+) activity; NAD+ binding. The transcript is spliced from 18 exons. NCBI's taxonomy places the organism in Eukaryota, Viridiplantae, Streptophyta, Magnoliopsida, Ericales, Ebenaceae. Gene Ontology annotation, biological process: fatty acid beta-oxidation. The record is from RefSeq and is a predicted model, not a curated record. Gene Ontology annotation, cellular component: peroxisome.